GGUGCUAGUGGCGGGAGGAAUAAAGAUGGCGGUGCGGGGGUCUCCGCCUUCUGCUCCCGGGUGAACCGCUCUGAGGGAGGCGGCAGUGGCAACCCGAGCAGCAACGGCAAUCUAGUGGUGGUAGUUUCAGCGGCGACUACUGAGGCCGGAGCAAUGGCGGAACUGGAGCACUUGGGCGGGAAGCGCGCGGAGUCGGCGCGAAUGCGGCGGGCUGAGCAGCUUCGGCGCUGGCGGGGCUCGCUGACAGAACAGGAGCCCGCGGAGCGACGAGGCGCGGGGCGGCAAUCGCAGACGCGUCGCGGGAGCCCUAGGGUCCGCUUUGAAGACGGGGCUGUCUUCUUGGCCGCUUGCUCUAGCGGGGACACUGACGAGGUGAAAAAGCUUCUGUCAAGAGGUGCCGACAUCGACACGGUCAACGUGGACGGAUUGACAGCCCUGCACCAGGCCUGUAUUGAUGAAAAUUUGGACAUGGUCAAGUUUCUGGUGGAGAACAAAGCCAAUGUAAACCAGCAGGAUAACGAGGGCUGGACACCCCUUCACGCAGCAGCUUCUUGUGGCUAUCUCAACAUAGCAGAGUAUUUCAUUAACAACGGAGCCAGUGUGGGUAUUGUGAAUAGUGAAGGUGAAGUUCCCUCUGACCUUGCAGAAGAGCCUGCCAUGAAGGACCUUCUUCUGGAGCAAGUGAAAAAGCAAGGAGUUGACCUAGAGCAGUCAAGAAAAGAAGAAGAACAACAGAUGUUGCAGGAUGCUCGCCAGUGGCUCAACAGUGGGAAAAUAGAAGAUGUGAGGCAGGCCCGCUCUGGGGCCACGGCCCUCCAUGUGGCUGCUGCCAAGGGCUACUCUGAGGUGCUCAGGCUUUUAAUUCAGGCUGGCUAUGAGCUCAAUGUGCAGGAUCAUGAUGGCUGGACUCCCCUCCAUGCUGCGGCACACUGGGGGGUAAAAGAGGCGUGCUCCAUCCUUGCAGAAGCACUCUGUGACAUGGACAUCAGAAACAAGCUGGGACAGACACCAUUUGAUGUGGCUGAUGAGGGUCUUGUGGAGCACUUGGAGAUGCUCCAGAAGAAGCAGAAUGUGCUUCGAAGUGAAAAAGAGACACGGAAUAAACUCAUUGAGUCAGACCUGAACAACAAGUUGCAGAGUGGCCUCUUUAAGAACAAAGAGAAGAUGCUCUAUGAAGAGGAGACACCGAAAUCCCAAGAAAUGGAGGAAGAAAACAAAGAAUCCAGCAGCUCCAGCUCAGAGGAGGAGGAAGGUGAAGAUGAAGCUUCUGAGUCAGAAACUGAGAAGGAGGCAGAUAAAAAGCCAGAGGCCAUUGUCAACUACUCCAACUCUGAAAGCAAAAGUAGUGCCACAGAGCAGACACCAACACCAGCGCAAAAUACCUUCUCUGCCUCUUCUGCUAGGAGAUUUUCCUCCAGUCUUUUUAACAAGCCAGACGAGCCUAAGGAUGAAUCUCCCUCCUCCUGGAGACUGGGACUCAGGAAAACUGGCAGCCACAACAUGCUGAGUGAAGUGGCCAAUUCCAGGGACACCCUAAGAGACCGAGGCUCCUCCAUCUACCGCUCUUCAUCAAGCCCCCGGAUUUCUGCUCUGGACAAUAAAGAUAAGGAGAGAGAAAACAAAAGCUAUUUUAGUUCACUAGCAUCCCGGAGGCUCAACAACACAAGUGAUAUUGAAGAAAAGGAGAACAGAGAAUCAGCUGUUCAUCUGGUGAGGAGUGGCUCUUACAACAGGCAGCUGUGGCGGGAUGAAGCAAAGGGAAAUGAAACUCCACAGACAAUUGCUCCUUCCACUUACGUUUCAACCUACUUGAAAAGUGCUUCAUUUGGUAGAAGUAGUGACCCCACAAGUCCCUACAUUUCAGCCAAUCGCAAUUCAUCUCCUGCUACCUCACCCAUUACCAUUGGUUCAUCUACCUCUCGGGGCAGCCCGUGGCAACCUGCCUCCUCUUGUCCUGCACCAAUCAGUGCAAACCCUACUGCACCUGUGCACCGUGGCAGGACUCCGUACAAAUCCCAGGCUGACUCAACAGCAGAUAAAACAGGAGACAAUGUCUCUUCUAGCACCCCGCUCUGUGUGAUCACCAAUCGCCCUCCACCUAGCACUGCCAAUGGGGUUACAUCUGCCACUGUGCUCUCCACUCCUGGAACAGACUCCUCGGUGGAAGCCAGGGAGAGGAGGAGGUCAUAUCUGACUCCUGUAAGGGAUGAAGAAGCAGAGUCUUUACGGAAAGCACGCUCCAGACAAGCUCGGCAGACUCGAAGGUCUACUCAAGGUGUAACCCUAACGGACCUUCAGGAAGCAGAAAGGACUUUCAGCCGAUCAAAGGCAGAGCGGCAAGCUCAGGAUCAGCCCAGCCCAAAGCCCAGAGGCACUGAGGGACUUGAGGGGAGCACUGAGAAACAUGAGUCCUCAGCAGCAUCAUCAAAGGAAGCUGGGGAGGACCGACAGGGCGGGAGUCUGGAUGAAGAGCCUGUCUAUCGUCGCCUGAGGUGUCCCGGUCAGCCAGACAAACCCACAUCACCAGUGUCUCCUUCUGCAUCAAGAUCCUCUCUCUACACCAGUUCCCAUAUGCUUCGGACAAAUAGAUCUUCAGACCCUGAUUCGGAGAGCUCAGAGACUGCCACAAACGCUGCAUCUGCAAAGGAAAUGGACAAAAAUGAGAGUGAAGAAGCAGACAUAGAUGAUCAGUCCUCUAACAGGCUCCGUGACAGGAGGCGCAAGGAGAGACGGAGAGGCACGGGCAUCAACUUCUGGACAAGAGAUGAUGAUGAAACUGAUGUCUCUGAAGAAGUAAAAGAGAAGUGGCAUGAAAGACUUUCUAGGUUGGAAUCAGGAAGUAGUAACCCUACAACCAGCGAUUCCUACAGUGAGCGGGCCUCGGCCAGAGCGCGCCGGGAGGCCCGGGAGGCCCGUCUCGCCAGCCUAUCCAGCCGGGUAGAAGAGGACAGCAACAGGGAUUAUAAAAAACUCUACGAGAGUGCCCUGACCGAAAACCAAAAGCUGAAAACCAAACUUCAGGAGGCCCAGCUAGAGCUAGCAGAUGUAAAAUCCAAGCUUGAAAAGAUGGCCCAGCAGAAGCAAGAGAAGACCUCUGACCGCUCAUCAGCGCUGGAAAUGGAGAAGCGGGAGCGGCGAGCUCUGGAACGGAAAAUGUCAGAGAUGGAGGAAGAGAUGAAGGUGUUAACAGAACUGAAAUCCGACAACCAGAGGCUGAAAGAUGAAAAUGGUGCCCUCAUCCGAGUCAUCAGCAAACUCUCCAAGUAGACUAGGCCCUGAAUUUAGGAGGGGAAGGACGGCCCUUGCUGGCCCCACCCCACUUUUCCAGCCAUUGCCUUCCAACCAAAAGAAGUGAAUAUUUUGGUGGAAGGGCUCUUCUCUCUGCCCCUCCUCCAGUCCAUCUGCACUGUACAUUUCCUCUGCCCUCUCAAUGCCCUGUUCCUCCCGCCCCCUGAGUUUUAUGACAGUUUUAAUUGAAGCAUGAUUGUGAUAAUUUGAGCCAUUUUGAGCCAUCUGGAGAAGGCCUCCGGGAGUACACCAGGGUCAGCUGUGGCCCCCCAACUUCCUGCUGGUCAGCUACUUGUCUACGUUGGAUUUGGUCCAAACAUGUGAGGCCUCGACCCAAACCCGUACCCCACAGCCUUUCCCUGACCCAGUGUCCUCUGACACAGAUGAGUCUUAUGGUGGCCACUCCAGGAUCCUGUCUGGAAUGCUAGGAGAAGCAGGAGUGUUGGAAUAAUCAUCGACAGCCUCUGGGGCUGUUUCUGUUUGAUUCCAAGGUGACAGCGACUCUGCGUUGAGGGUCUCUGCCUGUCUUCCCCUCUCAGGAGCUGACUUUUCUGUAACUUCUGGUGGUGACGUUUGUUCUAGCAACAACCAGUGACAUCCCCCACUAGUCUUACCCCCUGUUCCUCAUGCCUCGCCCUCUCUUUCAUUUGUUCCUUUCCUUUCUAUCCUUUUCCUUUCCUCCACCCAUUUCACCCCAUGCUUCAAGGACUAGAACAGGUCACCUGACUUCAUUGUCUUUGGCUAUUGUGGUAACUCUCUCUCCCUGGGGCCUCUGGAGACUAGAACAUCGUCUUGUGGCAGCACCACUGCCUGCCCCCUGGAAGCAAGGCUGUGACAGCGCGGUUGCCAUCUUUCUCAUGUUGCCCCCCCAGCUCACUUUCCUUAUUGAGAAGUCGGGGCUUUAAACAGCCCGUCUGUGGCACCUCCUUUGGCCUCAUUUUCCUCUCUCCUCUCUGGCACCUGCUCCUCAUGAGAAGCAGAGUCCACACAGGGAGGCAGGUGAGGUGGGCGGGUAGGUGAUGGGAUAUGGACAGGGAGUGGGCGCAGGUGAGAGACAUGGUGUAAGCAGGACAGCCGAGUGCACCCCCCACCCAUGUGGCAAAGGCAAAGUCCACUGGACUGUGAGAACAUGCUGGAUUUAAUUAUUUCUGGUAGUUAGAGUCAGGGGAGAGACUUGCUUUUAGAAGCCAUCGGGGGAAAUGACUUCUUAAUAGAGGACUUAAGGGGAUGAGAUACUUCAACCCCUUGAUGAGAGUCACAGCAUCUGAGAGUGACGAGGUAAAUUGCCGUUUUCCUGCCGUGUGUCACAGGGACACCCACCCACUCCAACCUCCCUCCCGGCUUUGGUCUGUGAUCAGGUACUGCGGGGGCCUGCGCAGCUCAGAGGCUAAGAGAACCUGAAAGAUUUUCCUGCUAAGAGCUGGGUCUGCCUGUGAUUCUCCCACGGUCCAGUUGUGCCCUUUCCUGUGACGGCCUCAGAUACAUGAGUCAGUGAUGGCCCUAGUCUGGCUGCUGGCUCACGUCAGCUAGUCCUCCAAGCCGCCUCUCCUGUGGGACACUCUUCCUGCCAUCACAGCUUAGAGACAAAAAAAAACCUUAAAAUACAUGCCUAGGCCUGGACACAUUGCUCCAUUAGUCCUGUGCAAAAUUAAACCAUUAAUUAGUUCUUGAUGAUUAUCCAAUAUUAAUACUAAAGGUUUCUUCUUUUUAUAGAAGUCGUAUUCCUUGGUUGGCUUAUUGCAAGUGUGUCGGUCACUUAAUCUUCAUUUUUUUAGGGUUCCCAAUGACAUUCAGUGUUUGGUGCUGUCCAUUCUCUUAACAUAAACUACCUCUGUCCAUUUUUUUCUUUGCAGAAAAUGACAGUGUAGUUCUUUCUACAAGGCCUUCUGAAACAUCACAUGCUCUUUAAAUCAGAAACUAUAAUUCAAGAUCCCAACUCCAGAGUGGGAAAUGUCUCCUCUGGCAAAAAUCCCAUUUUUAGAAUGUACAAAGUUCUCUAUUUCCAGCCAUUUUUGAUAGAGAAGCUACUGGAGAAUCAUUAUUUCGGGUUUUGGAUCGUCGUGGGAACAUAUGAGUGUAGUAAGAUGUUUCAUCUCCCUCUCCCCACAAGCAUCCCUUCAUUCUUGGGAGAGGCAAGAGCAUCACAAGAUGCUGGCUCUCCUGGCGCAUCCUGGGUAUUGGUGACUGGGGUGGGGAGAUGCUACCUCUUUCUCAGAGAAAGGAAUUUGGAUUAUUAGGAAAAAAUCUUGACCUUCUCCCAUUAGACUAAGUAAAGGGUUUCCAGAGAGUUCUCUCAGCUCUGUGUGUACCUUUCACAAGGGUGGGACGGGGUCUCAGAGCUCUUGGACUGAUGUUAUACCCACGCUGCCUCUCACAGCCCUUUCAUGGUAAUUAUGCCUUUUCUUGCCAGAAAGUUUUCCUUGUGAUGAGACAUUUACAAGCUUUUCAAUCUCAGGAAUACUGGGUCCCAUGGCCAAGAACUCAUGAAAGUAUAAACCAUCCGAGGUAAUUUCAUGCACUCCCUCUUCUGCAAUUAAUCUUAUCAGACAGAUCAACUCUGAAUUCUGGUCUCUUUCCAGAUAAAAUACUCUUUCUUCUCAGCUGUCCUGAUGAGCCCAAGAGGCGGUGGUUGCAGGGCCUGACAGCCGCCGUGAUGCUGGCGCUGAGCUGGGCAGGUCUCUCCUGGCUGCUGCCUGCUGCUGGGCUCUUCAGGGACCACAGCCCUCAGUCCUCACCCCCACUUCCCAGCCCAGCCGAUGAAUCACUGCAGGGCUGGCCAGUGAUAUGGGGCUCGGGUGUAUCACUUCACAGUCUUCACAUGAAAUACCAGAAUGGGAAAGUGGGGGUUCUCGGUUCAACUUUACACGCUCUGUUCUCAUUAGUUUGAUAUUUUCCAAAACCAAGCCACACCUUUGGGACUAAUGAUCUGGCCAUUUCAGAGAUUCUCUGGCUGAAGUUUUGCUUCUUUGCCUAUUUGUCUUUCAAGGGCAUCCUUUUCCAGAUUGCUCUAGGCAUGAGAAUCUGUCACCCCCACCCCGUCACCAGUGCCGCAGGGCUGAGCGAAUCUCAGGUCCUUAGAGAACCCACCGAACAGAAUUGCCUGGGUGUGCUUGGGACACGGAACUCUCUAGUGGACAGUCUCAUCUGGUAUUUCUAGAACUACCUGUCUUUUCUCCAACUGCAGGAUGAGUUUCGGGCUUUCCCUGUUUUCUCCAUCUCCCACCCUGUGUUCGAGACCCAGAUGGAUUUACUGCUCUCCGAGGCUACUGGUACAGUGACUGCAGAUCUCUGUUUUGGAUCACUUCACCCACUUCCCUCAGCCUAAGCAAAACAUGCUUAUUAGCAAUUCUACUCAGGCUGCAGGGAGGCUGAAACCCCACUAGUUAGCUACAUGUGAAUCCCACAAAAUCUGUGUGAACUGUUGUUUCUCUAGCGGGCUUUUAAUUGAGCCAGAGAUGAAAACAGAUGAAGCCCUCAAAGCCGUGCACUUGGUCAGUGUCUGGUUCUCUAGCCCAGUGUGGGCUACUGACUUGGGAGAAGGCCCCACCAGCAUCGGCAUUCCUGGGGAGGAGGCCAGAGUAGGAAAAGCACAAUGAGAGGACGAAAGCUCGGGCAGCUAUUCAGCUGCCUGGCUGCAUUGUACCCCAAAAAGGAAAGCCUAAAGGAUUCAGUACCUACACCAAUAAGAAGGGGGGAUUCUUAAUCCCACCCCCUAGGUGAGCCUCUGGUUCUGUCCAAAAUUAACAACGAGGUAACAACACGUGGGCCCUGGGGGCCUUCCCUCGGCCAUUACCAGGCCCAUUGUCUAUGCCCGCACUGUACCCAGCUCAGUCAUGGAGGUCCCUGCCCAGACCCAGGUCCAAUUAUAACUGUAGACGUUGGUCUCCCUAUUGAUUUUUAAGGCAGAUUUUGACCCCUCAGAGGACAUGUAUUCCCUCUGACCCAGUAAACAAGAUAGCUUUCAUGGCAGAAUAAGGCAGCUUGAGAGGAUAAGGCCCUCGAAGUUAGAACAUCUAGGUCCCAGGACUGUCUCUUAUCCUUAUUAGCUCUGUGACCUUGGGAAAGUCACCUGUCCUGUCUGUGAAGUGAGGUGGGACUGGAUAAUUCUUACAAAUCCCUUUUGGCUUAAAGUGAUUUAAAUCUGCAAUUCCUAGGAAGAUCAGGACAUUUCUUAAACUCUGAAUUUUUGCUCUAACUUCAAAUAUUCUGUUUUCUUCUGGAUUCAAACUGUUUAACAUCAGCGUGUCAAGGUUGACUUCCCAUCCUUACUGGAGAGUGAAUUCAAUAUUGAGGGUAAUUGAAUGGUGUUGCAAUUGCUUUCUCUCCUAAUGGCUUGGUAAGAAUAUUAAAACCUGCAGAGGUGGAAAUUGGAGCUCGUAGGGAAAUGGAUAGAAAGCAAUUUGUUGCAGGCAGCCUUUGGACAAAUUGUUCUAAUAGGAAAUAGAGCUGCAGCUUCAUAGGUUUCUUCAACUGCCUUUCCUCAGCCUUCUCAAAUGUGGUCUGUGUGGCUCUUGCCAUCCACACAGCAGACUAAUUGCAUUUCUGCUUAGUACCAGCCGGCUCAUAGUCUUAAAGCAGCAAGAGAAGGUUCCUCAAGUAAAACCUCAACCUUUAGUUCCAUUGAGCUCUUCCUCUGGAUUCUGGACUAUCAGAAUAGUAGGUUCCAGUGCUGUUCAGGAUGGUCUUUCCUAUAAAGCAGGCCUGCAGAGGACUUACCCAUGCAGACUCAGAAACCCCAAGUCCAUGGCAGUGCCGCAUAGAACAGCACUGGGCUCUCGCGAGACUCCUGCAGGUCAGGUGUGCGUGGAAUGAAAGGGCUGUGGCCCUGGAAGUAGAGGGAGCCUGUGUGCUGUGGAGAAGAAGGCAGGUCAGGGCUCUGGAUGGAGCAGAAUGGAGGCCGGCACUGGGAGGGAGAGUCCCACUGCACAGGGAGGAAGUAUAGGCUGUCUCACCCGCCUCUGCCUCCAGCAGAGCGGAGAUUUAAUCAGCUUCCCUAAUGGGUAUUGACACUACUGGGGAGCCAUAGACCUUAUCAAGGGCUGCUAUUGAUCGCUGGUGUUCUGAUUAGAUUGGAAAAUAGAUCAACUUCAUUGCUGCCAGGAACUGUCACUGUCCCGGCUACCGGGGAGCGAGGUGGUCUCUGGGGGCUGAGAAAAACCACAGAGAGGCCCUUGACCAGCCGGCAGCUGUAGGUAAAGAUGCGUUCACAUCUCUGAGGGUUGUGGUUGAGGGUCAAAAUUGAACCCAGAAAUGACUUACACUCCUGUGUCCCAGAAGCCCUCAGGCUGCACGGUAAAUAAGUGGGCAUGUUUAAGGAUGCACCGUUAAUGAAUGUUCUGACCGUACCUAAAAGGCUUAGCCACUGGGGAUGACUCUUCUAACCUGCCUGACCCCCAGGCACACUUGCUCACACGGAGCUCUCAAAAUGAAGUCUGGCAUAUUCUUGAUUAACCAAUUUUACCCGAGUGUUCUCUCCUGUUCCUCCCUAUCCUUUGCUUUCCUCACUCCCUUCCAGUCCCCCAAAGGGCUCCUCUCUGAGCCAUUCUCCAAUUCAUCUGUUUAUCAUUUCAGACUGUGAGUUUGCCAGAGUGAUACUUUCUCUUACUUCUCCAGAUUCUUCUCUACUGCUGCCAGCAAACUUUUUCUUGGGUGGCCCUUGAAGGUGACAUCAGGAUGUUCUGAUGUCCUUCCAGAACAAACAUACUGUUGCCCAUUCCUCUCUUUUCAUUUCCCUCCACAUUCUUUAUUCCUCCCUUUUCUCACUUGGAGGGGAUGGUGCCUUAGAGAGGAGGUUUUCCAUGUAUCGGCUGAGACUCCUGGAGGACUUCACACGCCAGCCUCCCAGGCCCCCCACCCCACCCUGUCAGUUGCCGUGCUCUCUGCUGGGCGAAUGGGCUCCCAGAGGCGAGUGGCUGGUGGGCCUGCCCGUUCUCCACAGCACUGCCAGGGAGGCCGCGGGUGGCUGUGUCUGUUUACUCAGUCUGCGUCAUGAGAACUUUGCCCGCUUCAGCCUGAGACACAGUGUGUCUCAGGAGAAGCCUGCUCGGUGAGGCCAUGCGGCCCGGCCCGGGAUGGCACUCUGCCCUUUGCUGUCUUGCUGGAGAGGAGGACUGAGGAGGGAGGGAGCCGCUAGUGUCCUCACAACCAGACGGGCCCGAGGGACUGAGUGCUGCUCCUCAUGUCUCUGACCUGCUGAUGAUGCACAUUCUCCUGUGAAGAGGCAGGUAAGGAGAGGGCAGAGGACAGGCCUCAGCACAGAAGAGCCGGAGGCAGGCUGCAGGGUUGGGAGAGCUCUGGGAGACUGCAGCAAUCGAAAAUGCCCCCUUUUCUAGUCAGUGUCCCUUCAACUUUUAAAAGGAUGGGCCCACCACCCGGCUGGCACCCCAAGUCGGUCCCUCAUCUCCCUAAAGAAGAAAGGAGGCUGUUUUCCCCUUGGAUUCCUCUCUGAGGGAAGACUGAUUCAGACUCAGGCUUUGGCUUUCUGCCUUUCCUCCAUUCCCUCCUCCUUGACCUUGAACAGAAGGACUGAGAAGAGCUUGUAAGAACCACCUUGGUGGAGGGGAGAGCACAAGGGACUGUGGUGAUGGAUCCCUGGUGCUGUGGUGGUGGAAGAACUGUGGGGACUACAUCUGAGGGGAGAGAUCAAAUGCUGUCCAGAAAUUAACAACGAUGUGAGAAAAUUAAUAAAAAUACUAAAUUUUUUUUUUUUUUUUUUUUUUUUUUUUUUUUUUUUUCAAAAAACCAACCACCCUGGUGUCUCCAGGCCUCUCCCAGGUUAGGGAUGGCGCUUCAUGUCUCCUCACCCGCCACCCUCACUCUGUGACCUCCACACCGGAGCACACCAGAUGUAACUGCUUUCCAGCAGGGUUGUGUGGAUUAACUCGGUCCUUUGUACAUACACCUGGGGUGGGAUGGGGUUUAGGAUGGGGAAGCCAGACUUGCUUUGUGAACUGAAUGUAUUUUUAUGCAAUUUUGAGUGGCCUUUCAACCCUGAGAUGAAUGGUUUUGUUUUCCCAGUUGUUAUUAUAUAGUAUUGUUAAGUAUCCUGUGUUUGAAAGUUUGGGGAUAAUAAUAUUCACAUCUAUAUGAUGCCUGUAAACACAACAGUAUUUAUAAAUGAGUAAAUAAAACCGUGUUUUAAAUUUGUGACUGUGUCUCCACAGUUUAGGAGACGACGGCUGUAGAUCCCAUGAGUCUUAGACCAUCAUCUUUGCCACUAGGGCCUCCUCCUGCCUCUUCCCCGGGACUGCCACACAGAGAGUCACCAUCACCUAGAGCAGGGCCUCCAGAAUCGGGUCAAGGAAAAGCCCACAUCAGAGGCUUAGGAGAGGCCUAGAUCAGGUGGCCCGGAUCAGGUGGUUCCUUUGAAGACCGAGAGCAAGUCAAUACAAGGUCC
Messenger RNA from Talpa occidentalis (Iberian mole), 10684 nucleotides. It is a transcript of the gene PPP1R12B, whose product is annotated as protein phosphatase 1 regulatory subunit 12B. The record is from RefSeq and is a predicted model, not a curated record. The transcript is spliced from 25 exons. Gene Ontology annotation, molecular function: protein kinase binding; phosphatase regulator activity; enzyme inhibitor activity. Gene Ontology annotation, biological process: signal transduction. Gene Ontology annotation, cellular component: cytoplasm; A band; Z disc. NCBI's taxonomy places the organism in Eukaryota, Metazoa, Chordata, Mammalia, Eulipotyphla, Talpidae. Bases 154 to 3267 code for a protein of 1037 amino acids.